AUGGAAAUCUCUGACAAUGUUUCCUGCAGAGAGAUUACCGCUAAACUAGUAAAGGAAUGGCCAAGGAAAGGGAAGUUGUCAAUAAGUGCUUUGAGUGUGAAGUAUGUUGUACUUCAUAGAAUUGAAGUUGCUAAUUGGAUGUCAACUAAUCACACUUCCAACAUUGCUACAGGAUUGGGUAAGUUCAUUUAUAUUGUAGGGACCAAGUCAAAUUUUGAUUUUGGAUCUUAUGUAUUUGAUCAAACUAUGAAGUAUGUUGCCUCUUAUAUUGUGAAGAUGCCAAUAGUUUUUCCCUCAUUGAUCUGUGGUGUUAUUCUGAGUCAACACCCAAGUAUUUUGAUCAUUUCUAAUAGUAUAUACAAAAGAGACCCUUUUCUCUCAUUAUAUUAUAGGUUGUUCACUGGGAAACAUGUUCCAGGCAUUGUCAUGUCAUCUGACCAUACAUAUUCCAGGCCUACUACUAGAACAUGCAUCCUUGCUAAUCUAAAAGAUACAUGCACGACCUUGGAUGAAACUAUUAAAAUUUAUAGUGAGAGGAAUAGUAGGCUUGAAAUUUUGAUAAAGGCCUUGUUUGAAGAAGAAGGAGAUUUUAAAGGUGAUGGAGAAGGUGAAGAAGAUGCAAAUGAAGAAGGUAUUGAUGCAAGUGAUGAUGACGAAAGUAUCAUCAGUGAUGAUGACUGA
Molecule: messenger RNA, 681 nt
Organism: Lathyrus oleraceus (garden pea)
Lineage: Eukaryota; Viridiplantae; Streptophyta; Magnoliopsida; Fabales; Fabaceae
Exons: 1
Coding region: 1-681 (226 amino acids)
Source: RefSeq, a predicted model, not a curated record